AUGGGAAACCAAAGCAGCCGAGAACAGACCGACAUUGAACGACUUUUAUCGACAUGGUCGCCCAGCCAACAAACAGCCCUAAAGACCCAAUACAACCAAUUGACGACGCCAUCUACCAAGGAUGAAGGGGGCAAUGUCUCACCAUUCACGCAGCAUGUGCUCGAUUGGAUACCAGCCUAUUAUUCAACAGAACUCGCGACGUCGUUUGCGUUGUACUUUGAGACUCAAAGCGAGAACAAGCCAAAGCAAGGCAACAUGGUAUCCCUCGUUGGUUAUGUAAAGUCUGCCAAGCAACUCUUAUCUCACACGCCUGAUGAAAAUGUUCGAGCCAUCUACGAUGUCUAUCUUCUUGCAUUCAAGCAAUACGUGUGUUCUCUCCAAGUAUUCACUCAAUGGAUUGUGGAUUCAGCUAUUCCUAUUUGGUUCCAAGACAAUGGUGCGACGGAUGAAUUUUGGCGGGACACCUUUCAACAAUCAGGUGCAACACGAUUGAGCCAUUACUUGAUAUACCGACACAUCAAGCAUAAAGAAGAGAUUGAACGACGUAAACAAGAGGAAGCAGCAUUGUGGACUGAAAGUACAACUUCUACCGAUGCCAACACCAAAGAAAGUCUCAGCACACAAUGGGAAAAGCAAGUGACUGGAACGACUCAGCCCGUUGAUGAAGCCGCUUUUAUGACUUGGAUGAUGGAGACACCCGACAUGUAUCUAUUGACACAGCUAUGUGCAAAGUAUCUUCUUUUUGGCACUAUGGAUCACCAAGGAAACGUGCAUGAACAACGCAUUGCAGGAGAAAAAGCACCCGCCAUGGAGCAACCUUCAGGCGCUGCUGCCUUGUAUCCCAAAGGCUGCUUCUCACGACUUGUUACAGUGUACGAUUAUUUCAUGUUGGCACGUCAAUUACCACCCGAUGCAUUAUCAUGGAGCGACUAUGAACGAUCGCAACGACGUGUGACCCAAGAUCUGCAACAUCAACUUUUGUUUUCUUCAAAACGGGAUGGCAACAGCUGGCAAAUCUUUAGCAGCCGUAUCGUACAUCAAGGUGCUACACUGAUCAUUAUCAAGUCCAAGGAAGGUGCCGUGUUUGGAGGAUACGCUGAUGAAGCAUGGGAACCAGUAACCGAUUGGUAUGGGAAUUCCUCAAAUUAUCUCUUCCGGAUUGGCAAUGAUUACAAUGAUAUCCGUUUACCAAUGAAUGUAUGGAAUGGAGGACAAGGAUCCAAUGAUCAUUUUCAAUACCUGUGCUGGGGAAAAAAGACCCUACCCAAUGGUCUCGCAAUGGGUGGACAACUUGGUUACGAAGGUCUUUGGAUUGAUGAAGAUUUUAUCCAUGGUCGGUCAAGAGCAGGCCCAGUAUGCACAACCUAUCAGAGCCCCCAGCUUUCCUAUAACGAUGAUUUCACAAUUGAAGAAGUAGAAGUGAUCCUGGUACGACCCUCGAUUCGCGACGACGACGACAUGAUGGAGCCAAAAGGCGGUGUAUUUUCUCGUGAUCAAAAUAUGGAGUUCAUGGAAAUGGCAGGAAAGAAAAUGUAUUCCAAAGAUCUCCCCGAGCCAGAGCGUCGAGAGGAGGAGGAUGAAGAUAAAUAG
Lichtheimia ornata is the source of this 1590-nucleotide messenger RNA. RefSeq lists its product as uncharacterized. The record is from RefSeq and is a predicted model, not a curated record. Lineage: Eukaryota; Fungi; Mucoromycota; Mucoromycetes; Mucorales; Lichtheimiaceae. Bases 1 to 1590 code for a protein of 529 amino acids. The transcript is spliced from 3 exons.